Oncorhynchus tshawytscha (Chinook salmon) is the source of this 1524-nucleotide messenger RNA. Its product is annotated as Immunoglobulin superfamily member. The record is from RefSeq and is a predicted model, not a curated record. The coding region runs from base 334 to 945 and encodes 203 amino acids. The transcript is spliced from 2 exons. Lineage: Eukaryota; Metazoa; Chordata; Actinopteri; Salmoniformes; Salmonidae.
UAGAGGCACUCCUCUUCAACAUAUCUGUCAGUGCUGCUGAGAUCUGAGAGGAUUACGGGCCUCUUGUCUUUCUCCCGACCCCCGCUCAUCCUCGCUCACCUACUGGUCGCCACACUUGCAGGGGGGGUUCUCUCUCUCUGUUUAGUCUGCGAUGGUGCUACUCUGCCUAACCCCACUCAAGAUGCUGCCCAUACCAAAGGCCCUAUAACAGACACCGUGGCAGUGUCAGCACUAUCAGAGCCUGGCUCUGAGACAGAAAACACCUCACUGUCUACUGAUGUCCCUACUGUUGUCCCGGUGGAGGAAGAGGGCCUUGUGGUGGAGGAGGGAGUUAUGGAGGAAGGGGGCCUUGUGGUGCAACAGCAGCCCGAGAAAGAGAAGGCAAUGUCGGGAGACGAUGUGGUCUUCUCCUGCUUGCCAUCUGGAUGUGACCCAGAGGGGAUGGGGGUGCAGUGGGUGGUCCAUGGGCACAAGGAGAGGCACACCAUACUGGAGGGCAACCAGACUGGACAGGCACACCAUACUGGAGGGCAACCAGAUUGGACAGGCACACCAUACUGGAGGGCAACCAGACUGGAAAGGCACACCAUACUGGAGGGCAACCAGACUGGGCAUGCACACCAUACUGGAGGGCAACCAGACUGGACAGGCACACCAUACUGGAGGGCAAACAGACUGGAAAGGCACACGAUACUGGAGGGCAACCAGACGUCUGAUGAUGCGUUUGCAGGCUGGGCAUUCCUCUCCGGGAACCCCACUGCUGGGGACUCAUCCAUGAUGUUGAGGAACGUAUCGAGAGUGGACUGCGGCGUUUACCACUGUCUCCUCAUUCCCCGUAUAUGGCACCACUGUGGAUGGGAGUGGGACCCAGCUCAGCAUCCACAAGGAACUGGGACAGUACUGAAUGCUAGUGUGCUGCUUGAGGAUACAAACUCAGCAGUGUAAAAACACAUGUAGCCAGACGAAACAGAGUAACAGAGUAAACUAUCUGGAUAUGUAUAAAUAGAACUGUCUUGACACAAACCAGUUCAAAGCACAUUGAUAUGAGUACCAUAUAUGGCAUUUGGCACAAUUCUAGAGUAGUCUUUGUUGUUGUUCAGUUUGAUUCUCACCAGGUCUCCCUCCAUAGGUCAGAAUGGUGGGCAUCAUCACGGCAGUAGUUGGUGUGGUGGAGGGUCUUUGCGCUGGGACAUUGACGCAGUUCAAAGAGAAGCUGCCAUGCCUGAAGAAGUGAGAAGGUGCUCUUGUCAGGUGAGAGAGUGAACUGUGGGUAUGUAUCCAUGUGAGGGGAGGAAACCCCCGAAAAGAACGCGUCAGGUAGAAUAAGAUAAUAUACUGUAUGAUAUUUAGCAGACACUUUUAUCCAAAGCAACAAACAGUCAUAUAUGUUUUACUUAUGGGUGGCCCCAGCAGGAAUCGGACCCCCGGCCCUUUGCAUUGCUAGCACCGUGCGCUACUGGCAGCAUACCACCCUGCAUACCACUGCUGGCUUGCUUCUGAAGCUAAGCAGGGUUGGUCCUGGUC